AUGCCCAAGAAUGCAGUGGUCAUCUUACGUUAUGGGCCUUACAGUGCAGUAGGACUGUCCGUGGAGCACCGCACCUUCCGCCUGGAAGGCCUGUACACUGUCCUGACUGAAGAUGGACACCAGGUAAUCCUAGAGAAGGUAGAAGACUGGAAUGUGGUAGAACUCAUGGUGAAUGAAGAAGCCGUCUUCCGGUGCAACAUCAAAGACUUGGAGUUUGGAGGCGAUGGUAAACUAGACCCGCUGUGCAAAAAGGCCAGGCAAGCCGUGCUAAACGCCUACUGA
Messenger RNA from Condylura cristata (star-nosed mole), 282 nucleotides. It is a transcript of the gene CUNH10orf53, whose product is annotated as chromosome unknown open reading frame, human C10orf53. Bases 1 to 282 code for a protein of 93 amino acids. The transcript is spliced from 3 exons. The record is from RefSeq and is a predicted model, not a curated record. Lineage: Eukaryota; Metazoa; Chordata; Mammalia; Eulipotyphla; Talpidae.